This is a messenger RNA of Oikopleura dioica, 1485 nucleotides long. The record is from the annotation of a GenBank genome assembly. Lineage: Eukaryota; Metazoa; Chordata; Appendicularia; Copelata; Oikopleuridae.
AUGAUGCGAAACAGACUAACAAAUUUGAAAGGCUCCAAGGAACCUAAGCCCCAAGGCUCGGUCGGGCACAAUGGGGCUCCUCGAAAAAGCUGGGCAAAGCUCGGCAAUGGGACUCUCUUUACCUCUGUACUCAACAAUCUCCAAGAAGGAGGCCUUCUUGGACUCGUUCUUGGCCUCCCUCAACCACCAAGAGAAACUUAUCCUUACGACGUUUCCUUCGGUGAGCUUGGACAUGGAUUCGGUCAAGUUGAUAGGGCAUUUCCGAAUGUCGUAGAGCUUCAUGGGAUUCCCUAUGCUCCCGCACCAAUAGGAGAAAAACGUUUUGCGGUAUCGGAGCUUCUCGAGACUUUUCCUCACGACGACAUGAACUUCCAAGAGAAGCCGUCAGUAUGUAUUCAGAGCAGAUUUGAUGGCGAAUCUAUCAUACCAUGGCAACCAGGAGCAAGUGAGGAUUGUCUUUUCCUCUCAAUCUGGGCGCGUAAGGACGGUGUCGAAGAUCCUUCCAAGAAAUAUCCCGUUCAAGUAUUUUUUCAUGGAGGAGCUUUCAUGAUCGGAACUGGCAACUUUCCGGAUACUGAUGGAACUGUUAUUGCUGAGCGACAGAAUAUUGUCGUCGUCAGUGUAGCGUAUCGCCUAGGUGUUCUAGGCUUUGCUCACAACUCCGAGUUCCUAGCUGACUCAGAGGCUGCAAGUGAUCUUCGUCAUCGACUCGAACCAAUUCAAAACGGACAAUUCACUCCUAUUGCUGAGCCCUGGGCCGUUGUUAUUGACGGAGAAGUGCUGACAGACAAUCCAAUGAGACACUUUCAGCGAGGGGAACUUAGACCAAGUACUCCGUUUGUCAAUGGAAUCAACGAGGAGGAGGGCUUCAUAUUCGCCCCAAGCAGAAUCCUUGGGCCACCUCUGAGAUAUAAAAAAAUGAUGGAACAGCUUUAUGGCGACUCGUCAGACGAAAUUUUAGAUGCAUAUCCUCCAUGCACUGGAAUCGACUGUGAUAGCUCCCCUGAAUUCGCAGCUUGGAUGACUGACUAUUCGUGGACUUGUAGCUUUCAAGCAGCGAUUACUCCAGCCAUUCGGCCAACAAACCCUGUGUAUGGCUUCUUAUGGAACUCGCCCAUUCCUCAGACAUUCAAUCGAACAGCCAUGGGCAUCCUUAGAAAGUGUGUCAACGAGCAACGACCAUGCCACUGCUUCGAGACAAUCAACUAUUUCGGAAAUGCGAUCAGAAGAGGACUAGAACUGACUCAGGCUGAAAAAGAGUACAUAGAAAAAGUGCAAAACUAUUUGGGAAAUUUCAUCAGAACGGGUAAUCCAAACGAUUUCACCGGAAAUCCACGAGGAUCAAUGGAUUUUGAAGAAAUGGUCAACAUGAGGGACUCAGAAGGUCAACUCAAUGUUGUCGGCCUAAAUGGUCAAUCAAAAGAGCACUACAGAUCAUCUUUCUGCGCCGUACACGAUGACAUUGACGAGUAUCUGAAACAUUGA